This is a messenger RNA of Cucurbita maxima (winter squash), 1752 nucleotides long. RefSeq names its product E3 ubiquitin-protein ligase At1g63170-like. The transcript is spliced from 6 exons. The record is from RefSeq and is a predicted model, not a curated record. The coding region runs from base 364 to 1512 and encodes 382 amino acids. NCBI's taxonomy places the organism in Eukaryota, Viridiplantae, Streptophyta, Magnoliopsida, Cucurbitales, Cucurbitaceae.
UGUACACUAAUUUUGUGUUCUUCACCCCCGUUGACUGAAAACUGACAAUUGAUUUUACAUUCAGCGAACAACAAAUUAUGUCUAAAUUCUCGUGAAUUUCGUGAAAAGUUGCUGUUCUUUCCAUCGGAUUCCCUCGCCGUUACAUUUCUUCUUAAAGCUCUCCGUCCCAGCUGAUUCUUCGUUGCUUCUGGUCUGUCGAAUCCGGAAUUUCGGAUUGGCUUCACUUUGAUUCUUCAGGAAAAGAUCAGCUCGAUUCGUUUCGUGAAAUACCUUUUGCUUUUUUGGAGUUUUGUGAUUUUUUGACCUAAUUUUUUCACUGAAACUUCGAAGUUCAUACUAGAGAUCGAUAAUCGAAUCGCUAGAAUGCGUGAUUCAAUCCCACUGUACUCUUCUCCCAUCCGGACGGUGGAUAAUUCGCCUCUGCUUGGCUAUUCCGUCGCCGAUGGAUUCUUCCGAUCGCGAGGGUUUAUUCGUCGUUCGCCUCAGCCUCUUCGUGGCGCGGUUCGUCUUCUCCGCCGUGCAAGUGGCCGGCAGAUGAUGCUUCAAGAGCCCUCCGUUCGUGUUCGUGAAACCGCCGCCGAGCAGCUGGAGGAACGGCAGAGCGAUUGGGCGUACUCGAAGCCGAUAAUCCUCUUGGACCUUCUAUGGAACUUGGUUUUCGUCGCCAUUAGUUUCACUAUCCUAGGGCUCAGCACGAGCGAAAAUCCUUCUGUGCCGCUUAGGUUUUGGAUCAUUGGAUAUGCUUUGCAGUGUAUAAUUCACAUGUCCUGUGUUGCAGCUGAGUAUAAGCGGCGGCACUUGACGAGAGAGCCCACCGGAUUGGACCGUGGCAGCGACUGGAUGAGCGGCGAUGACUCGAAUUCCGCCUCUGGAAGUGAUGGAGAUGAAGAACUUACCGUGAAUGAAGAAGAACCAAGCAAUCUUGUGAAGCAUAUUGAGUCUGCAAAUACCUUGUUCUCUUUCAUCUGGUGGCUGCUAGGAUUUUACUGGGUCACUACUGGAGGCCAAGAAUUGAUAGAUGAUUCACCUCAGCUAUACUGGCUUUGUAUUACAUUCCUUGCUUUCGACGUCGUGUUUGUUCUGAUUUGCGUCGCAAUUGCCUGUCUUGUUGGUGUUGCUAUUUGCUGCUGUCUUCCUUGCAUAAUUGCUAUCUUGUAUGCGGUUACCGAUCAGGAAGGAGCAACAAAGGAGGAGAUCGAUCGCUUACCGAAGUACAUAUUCAACAGAACAUGUGAUGUCGAGAAAGGGAUUGGUGAUACUCAAGAAUCUACUGGAGGAAUAAUGACUAAAUGUGACACUGAUGCACCUACCAAGCAUUUUCUUCGUCCUGAAGAUUCUGAAUGUAGCAUCUGCCUCAGUGCUUACGAAAAUGAAACGGAGCUACGAGAGCUGCCCUGUAACCACCAUUUUCACUGCAACUGCAUCGACAAAUGGCUACACAUCAAUGCAACCUGCCCGCUCUGCAAGUUCAACAUAUUGAAGCUGAACGGUUCCAGUAGCGAAGAAGUGUGACAAAGCUUACGAGCGACGAAGUGCACGCAAUUGGUUUUGAUGGCUAGUGAGAGAAGGGGGGGCCUUGUUUGAAAGGGUCGCUCCUGCAGAGUUUGUUUUGAAGCUGCUACUGCUGCUGUUGUUGUAUGGUUAAUGUAUGUAUGUGCUUUGUUAGAGGGGAACUGUGUUUUGGAGUCCAUUGAAAUGAGAAUGCUAUAUUAAUGUUUUAUUAUGAUAACAUUUUAAGUCCUUUUUCUUUAA